AUGAGUUUUGUUUGUAUAAAGCAUGGUGAAAGUUCUGUUUUAUGCAAUGGAACUCGUUAUGACCUUCCCGAAGAAGCACUUAACUACAAGGAUUCGAUGUUCUGGGUAUAUCUUGGUGUUUACAUCGCAUUGGUUCUUUUUGCAGGUUUGUAUGAAGGGACGAGCGAUUUUUUAUGUUUUAAAACCAAAAAUGCAUCAUUUUCCCGAAGAAGUACAUCUUAGGAAUUAUAAUACCACAUUUAAUAUGGAGGUUAAGUAUAAUAACAAAGAAAAUUCCCUAAAUAAUAAAUAUUGGCUAAGAAAGUUGAGAAGUUAUAACUAUAUGUUAAAUAUUUCAGCGUACCUGUAGGAGAAUGCCAAAUCCUUUCAACGCAAGUUUAUAACUGUUUGGCCCGAUAACAAAACAACAAGCUCUAUUCAACGUUAAAGGAUUUUCAUGUUUAAAGCUGAUGACAUGUAUCAUGAAAAUAGUUGAAAGUUUUUCCUAGGAGCAAGUCAUGCACAGGGGAGGGACCGGGCGUUCCUUACCCCCCAUCCAAUAUUUGUUUUUGAUGCUGUGCUAAAUAUUGUUGACAGCUGUGCAGGCCUAAAAGGGCCUUACCAGAUAGCAGAUCAAGCUGUUGCAAUGUUAUAGCUAAACCAGUCUAGAGCCAACUAGUACCCACUUAUUUUUGAUGGACGGACAGGCAGGAUUUCAAAUAAUUUCCCCGCUGACACCGGUCAAGUUGUCCAGUCAAACCUAUUUUUGCUCGGACCCAACCCGCUUUUGGCGGGACAAGUGUCUUUCAUCUAGGAUUAUCCGACUGCACUUUACAAUGAAAUAUAUGCGGACUGUUAUAAUAAUGCUUUACAACACUACACACCCUACUCCUGAGUUUGUGGUGACAACUUUAUAGAGGAUGAAGCAAUAACUCGCAACUUCCGGAAAAUGAAAAACCACUGUUAACACCCCCAGCGCAGGGCUUAUGAAAUUUCUCACAGUCGCAGAGCCAUGAAAUUCAGGCAAAUCCACGAAAGUUAUUCACAAAAAUAGACACGGUAGAAAUCUUACCAAAUACACGUCAGUUCAACAUAUUUGAGACUUAUCGCAGCUUAUGGGGCUGUUUUUUGCCGUAAACUUGAAAAUUUAUUUUGAAACUUCGUCACCGCAAUGAGAAAACGUCCCAAAACUACCAGGUGUUCUUAGAUUGUUAUUGCGAAAAACUGGGCACUGGCCAGUGCACGAUAUAAAAAGCUUUGCCAUUAGCACAUUUCUGAGCUUAUUGUUGUUAAAUAAAAGAGCAAAUGAUGAUCUCUGAUUAAAAAAAAACCUGUGCAAGAGAAUACCAAGUCCAAACGACAUCGCAAAGCAAACGAGGGUUUUGAGCUCAAAAUCACCGCUUUUAAAAGGGCAACAUUUAUAGGUAGUUGGUGUUUCUGUUGUUGUUGUUAUUACACAGGCUCAUCAUUUCCCCCCUCCCCAAAACUGGGCAAAAUUGCUGUCUUGUUUUAUUAACAAUGUUUGUGAAAUCAGCGCAAAACCUAUCGCUUUCUAGUGAAAUUUGUCGCAAAAUUGGCUUUUUUUAACGAUCGUUUUUCGGCAAAAUUUGACUUGAAUUUUUUCCACGAAAUUCCCGCGAAAUCGGCCAUUUUUUUCCGCGAAUUUGUCUCUGAAAAUUCCAUGAAAUUCGCCUUUUUUUCCGCAACCUGUCAGAGGCCUUGUGUUAUGAAUGGUUUACAUAAUAAAAGUUCUUGAUCUGGCUGCCUUUUUUUUUCUCUCUCUUCCCACGUUUUUCCUUCAUGAACGUCAAUAAUGUCAAGUUUUGACCAGUCAUAUUUAAAAAAAGUGUUCAAAGGUCUGAAUUACAUUAGAAGCGUAAAAGAGUGGACAAAAUGUCCAGCCAUUCAAGGAUUUGACCGGACAAAGCCUUUUUUUGACUGGACAUUGUCCGUUGACUAGCCGUAAUUUGAAGCCCUGGACAGGAAUUGGUAGUUGGUGUUUGAUGCUAUAACUUUCUGCACACCAGUACAUUUGUGAAAAGUUAGCCUCUGCUCGCAGGGUAAUCAAGGGGUCACAAAGCACAAGAAAUAAUACAUUUAAUAAGUGAAUUUCUUCACACUCGUAGGUUUAAUGUCAGGAUUGACCAUGGGCCUGUUAUCGCUGGACAUACUGAGUUUGAAAGUUCUUCAAAGAGGAGGGAAGCCUUUAGAGAAGAGACAUGCAACUAAAAUAUUGCCACUGGUAGAAAAACACCACUUACUCCUGGUGACUCUAUUGCUGGCAAAUGCUGCAGCUGUGGAAUCCAUGCCAAUCUUCAUGGACAGGAUCUCUAGUCCUGUGAUUGCCAUCUGUGUUUCCGUGACUGCUGUGCUGUUUUUUGGGGAGUAAGUGCAAGGACGUUUUGGAUAAUCUGAACCUUAACUCAUUUGCUCCUAGGAAUUUUGCUGUUUUGAAGCUACAGUGAAACCUGUAUUAAGCGGACACCGUAUUAAGCGGACACCCUCUAUUAAGCGGACAGGAGCCAAAGUCCCAAAAUUCAUUUCCCUUAUUUGCUUUAAAUGAAACCUUUAUUAAGCGGACGCGGACACCUAUAAAGUACCUGAAAUAGUCAUUUCUAUUGUUACCAACCUGUAUUACACGGACACUUGUAAUCAAAUUCCACUACCCAACAUGCCAGACACCGGAAAUGCGAAAGAUUACCUCAAAUUGCCACCCACAACUUUUUCGAUUUUUACAUUAAAAAACGUGACUUGACGAACUUAUUUGAUUAGUUUCACAGUAAAGUAAUGUUUUCUAUUUCGUUUUGUUUGUGUAGAGCUUGUUUCACUCACCUGAUUUCUGCAAAUUUGAGUUGCAAUCUAUGUUUAUGGUACUAUGACCAAUUAGUCCACUUUGAUAAAGAAAUUAAUGCAAACGUAUACCGCAAAGUCUCUAGGAGAAUUCUUAACAUUUCCACUGUUCAUUUGAAUGGCAUUUGACAUCUCAUAUGACGUUAUCUAUCGAAACCUGUAUUAGGCGGACACCCUGUAUUAAGCGGACUCUACAGCAUUCCCCGAGGGUGUCCGCUUAAUACAGGUUUCACUGUAGUUGAGCCAUUUUCUGGUCACUGUUUGGAUAUAAAGUGCUAAAACUUAGCACAAAGCUAACAGCGUAUAUGCCAACUCUCCCAGAUACGACACCAAUCUCCCGGUCUCCCGUACGGAUCACCAUAUCUCCUGGAUAAAAUCAUCAUUUGAGCUUUUCUGUGCCUUAGGUUGAGAUUUAGCCCAUUUUAAGCUCAAAACUUGAAUUUUUGUUAUUCAUAGUAUGAUUUCUGGGGCCUUUUUGCACCUAUUUAGUCACAGACAAAGAUUAUUUCUGGCAUGAAAGCGAUGAUCGGGAAUUUUGAAAGUAUGUUCUUCAUGUAAGACCUCAUAAUUGUCCUUAGUCAUUCCCAUAUUUGUCAGGGGUGGGGAGUGGGGGCAGCAUUCAUUGAAUUUCCUGGGGAGGGGGGGCGGGUAGUGAAAAAGAGAAAGUCUCCAGAUUUUAGAUCUCCAGAGGUUGGCAUCUCCGUAACAGUGUAAACGUCUUUGUGUAUAUUACUAUAUCAUAUGAAUUUUCUUGUGUAAUGUGGAAUUAAUUUGCACUCAUGUUUUUUUCAAUAAAGCUCAAAUUGCAUUCACUCUACAGGCUUAUGCAAUUUUGAUACUUUUCAAAAAAACACUUGCAAAUAAAUUUCAAAUUGAAUGAGGUAAGCCAUAUGGAUUGAUUACCUUUACAAUGUACCUGUAUCAUUGUGGUCAAUGGAGGCAAGAGCUAGAUCUAUAUAAAAUGAUGUCUUCAAAAUUGACUUAGUAAGUGACAUUGUUUGGUUUAUCACAGAGUUGUUCCUCAAGCUCUUUGCACCCGUUAUGGUCUGGCAAUAGGAGCAACACUGGCUCCGUAAGUAGCUUUAACAACUUUGUUUGUAUUAAAUGAUUUAAUUAUUGGUGUAAGCUCUGUAGUCUUAAUGGUACUAUAAUACAGUCAUUUAUCUUACUUGACACACCCUGAAUGGUGCAGGCUGUAAAUGUGCAAAAGGUGGGACACGGUAUCAUUAAACCCUGUUAUAAUUAAAUAAACAUAUAAUUAUAGUGAUUUAACAAACAAUGUUCCUCUUUGCCCUGGUCAUAUUAAAAUGUGUGGUAAUGUGCCAUGGUUUAUUCCACAUAUUCCAGUCUCAUAACAACAACCAUAUUUCGUAGUCCCUUUUUCACUUUGUUACAUUGUGGUUUCACUGUAGAAGGUCAAGCUGGAUCAACUCAGCUACUAUACAUUGUACCUGCCAACUUUAUUAGAUUCAUAAGCGGGAGAUUUUUACUGAGAAUGCCGGGAUUUUGCUAGAGAACCCAAUGACAUCCAAAGGGGCUCUUACUCAUCAACCAACAAUAAAUAUUGAUUUAAUGGUACCUCUCAGAAGGCUGAAAAAGGGCUCACCACCAGCUGAAAUUGCUGUGAAAAUAAAUACAUGGCCAGUAGUAAUUUGAAGGUGCAGUUAAGUAGGAAAAGCGAGGUUGACUUAAUAAAAAAAGCCUGCUUAGCUUUUCCUUGCCUGUGACCUUGGGAAAUAAUAUUGUUAAAAUGGUCAAAAUUGUUAUCGUUUGCUAACAUUGAAGUAAAGUGACUUUAAUGUUUUAAUUAGUAAUUAUAAUUUUCAGGCUUGUAAAGGUAUUGAUGGUUUUAAUGUUUGUUGUUGCCUGGCCUAUUUCAAAACUGCUUGACUGUCUUCUGGGACAUGAGCAUUCCACAUUCUUCAGAAGAGCAGGUAAAUCACAGUGCUCGGUAGUGAUGUCAUUUGUUUUCUCCCUGAUGUUCCUCUGUAAAUUAAUAGACCUUUUUAACGAUACGGCGGCCAUAUUUAAUUAAUUCGAUUUGAGGAGUAUUAUAGGAUGGCCAGGGGGCAUGAGCACAUCUUGUUUGUAUUUCGAACGCUUUUUGGGACAUUUUUUCUUUCAGUUUUCUUAGAAUAAGAUUGUAAUGGGAAAAAAGAUCCUUAUGCUGUUUCAAUGUAAUAAUGAUUGCCUUUUCCCCAGAAAUAUACAGUGAAAGACCAUAUUUCUAAUACUAAACUAGAAAAAGGCAAUCAUUAUUACAUCCAAACACGGCACAAGGAUCUUUUUUCCUAUUACAAUCUCAGUCUAAGAAAACUUUAAGAAAAAAUGUCCCGAAAAGCACUCGAAAAUACAAACGAAAUGUGCUCAUUUCCCCUGGGCAUCCUAUAAUACUCCUUUAUAAAUCGAAUUAAUUCAAUAUGGCCGCCAUAUCGGUAAAAAGGUCUGUUGGGGCAAUGAAAGGAGCCUGCAAUCCUAAUCUCCAAGUUGCUAUUACAUACGGUUGGCACAUACAUGGAGCCAGCUUCAGUUGGACUGCCCUUAAGAAUGGAUGGAAUGCACAGAAUGCAAAUCUGAUCAAGCUGUUUGGACCUUCUUCAUUCAUAAUAUCAUCACGCUUGUUUUUACCAUUUAUCACGUGAAACUUGCGCAAAAGGUCAAAAGUGUCUUGAACUUCUGUCAUUGUCACCCGCACUCCUUCUAUAUAACCUUCAGUUAUUACUUAAUUAUUGUUCCACACAUAUUGUUGACAUUUUAGUAGUUUAUUAUUCGUCAAUUAUUACUUCAUGAGAACUUGCAUGUCGCAGCUUUCACACUGCUAGGUGCUUUUACAUUUCACAGCUUAGCUAGUGUCUCUUCUGGUCUGGAAAUUGUUUUCCACCCCCCAAACCCAGUCCCCUAGACUCCCUUGCAGACUUUCCUAGGGCUUUAUCAAUUUGUCCAUGGUGAUAAAGGGAGAGGAAUGUGUGACAAAGCCCUUGGAAUGCCUCUGUAGGAGGCCUAAAUGGUAGGGGGCACUAACAUAUAAUCUAUACAGACAUGUGCUGCUCAACAGAGUAUGAUUUACUUCUCUGACUCCAGUGCAGGGUGAAAAAUCACCCGUUAUCUCUGGAAUAGUAGUAUACUGUAUUUUACUUCAGUUUGACUCUGAAACAUUUAUGAUCUUUUCCACAUAAUCCCUGAUUAUUUGCCACCAAGCUUACGUAUAAAACUAUCCUACACUAUGCUCCCUUUACUGUUUUUAUAUCACUCAGUUCACCACACUCUUAUUAUAUGGAACAGCUUGACAACUCAUCUCUUUAGCCAGAGUCUCAAAGACUCUGCAGUAUACCCCAUUAAGAGGAAGUAGCCCCAUAGGCAGGGGGGUGGGGUGGGGGUGAGCAGGUUACUGGUCUCCAUCAUUUAUCACAUCACUGUGAAAGGUUUUAAAAUGCGUUCUGUGUUUGUCUCCUGCCAGAGUUAAAAGAACUUGUGGAUUUACACAAGGAAGAUACAGAUGCUAAUGAGGACCCCCUUAGUCAAGAUGAAGUCAUGAUUAUACAGGUAGCAAGCCUAUGGAAAUAAUUCUAGAACUCAUUAAAUGUGCAUUUCAUAAAGUUAUGUGCAUGGAUACCACCGGAUGAGAAGUCACCUUAGGUAAACUUUGAUGCAAAUAUGCCAUAAGUACACUAAAAUUUGAGUGCAACAGGCAGCGAAUCAUGACAAAGGUAAUCCAAGGGGAUUGUGAGACUGUAAUGGUAUAUGUAUGGUAUAUGACUUUCAAAGGCUAGUUUAGCUAAUGUUACCACCUUUAUGGCAAGGCAAAGAACUGGACUUUGCACCCUGCUUCUAGACCAAGUUACAGUCAAGCCAAAAAGGAAAGUAACAAACUAAUCAAUUUUUUAAUGGAAAAAUGAUUUAUUUUUGAUUCAAUGAACUGUUAAAAUGAAUAAUCCAACGUGAAAUUGUUCCUCGAUUCAAUAAUCAAAUGUUGAUUUGGUUUAUGAACAAAAUCACCUGUUCUUUGAUUCUUGUCUGUUGUGUUCAAUCCUAUUUGCAACCUUUUUUAAUGUUAUGUGAAUAAUUUUUUCAUUGAAUUUAAAUCAAAAUAACACCACAAUAGACAGACACAUAAAGAAACUGAAAAGGCCGAGGAUUCCCAUCAACCAAUCACCGGGGUUCUCUACUGACCUCAGUUUGACCGUCGGAGUUUUCUAAGAGAGAGGCCUACGUUGUAGGUCUGUUGCACCUAUUAUUGGCAGCAAACUGGCGUGGAUUUUGCAGUUUGUUUGGGUUUGAACUUCUGAACUCGUUAGCACUUGACUCUCAAAAAAAAAGGAAAAAAACAAAAUUCUGAGGUCAACUUGUGGAAACUGUAAUUUUUCAAAAAACAGCUCAAUCAACAUUUUAUGGAAUCGAGUUGAAAUGACUAUUGGAUUGUUCAUUUUAUGAAUGGAUUAUUGAAUCAACAAACGAAAUCAUUUUUCCGUGAAUGAAUUCAUUAGUUCGUUAGCGACGGGAACGCUUGACCUGGUUUGACUGUAAAGACAAGUUGACUUGCCACUCUAACUUUUAAUUCUGAGAACAAAAUCCUAGGGUGUUUCCAUUCAAAUUAAAUUUCUUUGGCAGAAGUUUUGCAUUAAGAACUAUAUUUAACAUUUCUUUGGAUUAAUUUAUACCAAAAUAAAUUUUAUUUUUUUUCAGUUAAUUAUUUUACUUUGCAGUGAGGGGUUAAAGCAAUGCUCAGGGUUUGAACAGUCUUGAAAAGUCCUUUAAUUUUAAGGGAAGUCCUUGAAAAGUCCUUGAAAUUCCACUUUCCAUUGAAAAGUGCUUCAAUUUCUAUGCAAGUCCUUGAAAAGUCGUUGAAUGUUCUUCAACUUUGAAUGUAGUGGCCUGGAAGGUGUUUUUCUAAUGCUCUUUGGUUGUCCAAGACAGAAUAUAUCUCAUAGCUCAGAGAGAAGUUAAAGGUGAUUUACAUAAAGCAUUUUUUCUGUUUUAUGCAAGAAUUAAUAUGCAGGGAAAGUCCUUCUGUCAAACGUCCUUGAAAAUUUUUCCUUCAACUUUGAAUGCAUGACCUAGUGAAAAUCAAGAAUCAGAGUUAGAAGAAUCAGAACGUUUCCAUUUUCCUCCAACUCCGCUUACGAUUUUUUUCGUCGAAAAUUCUUCCAAUGCAUAUUCCCACGCUUGAUGAUUGGUUUAGUUCCUUCGCUUCUCCUUGCGACUCUGACGAGCCAUUUUUCACUUGAUCGUCAACGAUAGAGCCAUAAGUGGAAUCCGAAGAAUCAGAACGCCGUUUUCACAAGGUCGUAAAGUUCUAUGCUUCUGAUUAUGACUUCAACUCUGUCGCUAGUGAAAACUUGCCUUCAAAAAUGUUUGCAAAUUUUUGGAUGAACCCGGAUACUUAAACGGUACCUGUUGACAUGGCUGUUUGAUGCCUGUAGGGAGCUCUAGAAAUGAGAAACAAAACCGUUGAAGAUAAGUACACACCCCUGGAUAAAGUGUACAUGCUGGAUAUCAACAGGCAACUGGAUCAAGAUACAAUGAAAGAGGUACACUUGAAUAUUUUUAUUGCUGCAUUUGUUUUCUUUAAAUUUGGGCUUUUAUCAACCAGGAAAAACUUUAAAAUAAAACUUGCCCUUCUCUUAAUGAUCUCCAGCUAGUGCCACUGAUAUGAGGCCAGCCCUUGAAUUUUCCCAUUCAUGAAUAACACAGGACUAUGCAUCCUUUUUUGUUAAGCUUUCUUUGUUUUGCUUAAAAACGAUAAGGCUUCUUAAAAGAAACAGAACAAAAUUUAGUUUUAGUGCUAUUUCCCCUCUAAUCCUUUCAUCAGUCAUCACAAUUAAUUGUUGAAUGUCACGGCGCACUGUAUUGUUGUUAGUCUCUGUAGCCUGUGAAUACAGGUGUCUCUUAUGACUCCUCAUCAUUGAGAUGUGUUGUGAAUUGUAUCCAGUGGUGGGUAGUGAUGAGUAGCCCAACAAUAUUUGGCAGCUGUAUUCGCAGGCUACACUUUGUACUUAAAAUUAACCCUUUCACUGCCAGAGUGUUUGAUGGAGUUUUGAAAGGUGACUGUAACUUUUGUGUUUGUGGACGAAAUCCUACGAUGUGACCAUUCAAAUGAAAAGUCCCUGCCUGUACUUUCACAUGGUACUUUUUGUUUUUCAAAAUGUUAGAAAAUGAAAUUUGGAAAUCUGGUCGAAAUUUGCCUUUAACUACAUGCGGCAGUGAAAGGGUUAAUAGUCUCAGUGGCAGUCAUUCUUUGUGUCAUCACACAAUGCUUCUAGGAGAGGAGUGUUGCGUGGUGACAUGGAAAAGAGGGGCUUUGUAAGAGCCUUUACACUGCCCUGAAGGGUAUGUGCCCUUUAUUGGGCUCCAAAGUGCCCUUAUUCACAAGGCGGUGCUUAUUUGCAGAUCAGUAGGAAAGGCCAUUCACGAGUGCCAGUGUACAGUGGAGAAAGAGAAAAUAUCGUGGGAGUUCUCUUUGUCAAGUCAUUGGUAAUGUUGGACCCAGACGAUGAUACUCCAAUAAGGGACAUUUACAGGGUUGGUUCUUUCCUCACAUCAUCAACAAGUGAACCACUGUUUGAGCUACUGGACAAAUUUCAGACUGGAAAAAGUAAGUGUUGUUUUGAUGUGCAGUCAACUCUCCAUAGAGAGACAACUCCAUAUAAGAUGGACACCUCCCUAAAACUUGUCCCUGCGGUUUAUGGUCAAGUCGCCCGAAAUCAGAGUCAUGUCGCCCAAAAUGUUUAGUCAAUUCGCCCGAAAUGCUGAAUUUUUUGGCUCGAAAUUUAUCAUGCUUUGACAAAAUCGUAGCAUCCGUAUUACCAUUUGCCGCGCUUGUUUCGUCUCAUCGAAGAUUAUAGAACGAGAUAUAUUACUCAUUCAUCGGGCUUUUUUCGUUGGUAAUGCAGGGUUAAAGAUAGAGAUAUUUACACCGCUUGUUUCAUCCUACGGUGGCCCACAACUGUCACGGCAAAACCAAAAACCUCACGGCAAAACUAAAAAACCUCGCGGCAAAAUCAAAAUACCUCACGACAAAACCAAAUACUUCACAGCAAAAACCAAAUACCCCACGGCAAAAGCAAAUACCCACGGCAAGACCAAAGCUAUUUUGCUUUUGCUGUGAAGUAUUUGGUUUUGCCGUGAGGUUUUUGUUUUUACCUUGAGGUUUUCGGUUUUGCCGUGAGGUAUUUUGUUUUUGCCGUGAGGUUUUUGGUUUUGCCGUGACAAUUGUGGGCCACCAUAUCACCGCUUACAAAGAACGAGGUAUGUUUCACAUUCAUUGCGCGUUUUUUGUCUCAUGAUGACUAAAAGAACGAGAUAUAUUAACACAUGCUUCUUAUUUAACAAAAAUUAACUUUGUUUUUCUGUGCCCUUCACCUGAUAAAAUUCGGGCGACAUGACUCUGCAUUUCGGGCGACUUAAUACUGGUUUAGGGCGAGAUGACUUUCGUGUGACUUGACUGGUUACCGUCCCUGCCUUUCUUUACUACUUUCAGUUGACUCUCUAUAAGACAGACACUUUCCCAAAACGGACACCUAGAGUUGGGCCUUUGCAACCUCUAAGUCAUUUUGUUUCACUGUUUAUAUAAAGACGGUGCCUACCUCUCGAAGUCUAGACUGCGAAACAGUCCGUAUUUUUGCAUAUUCAAGUACGGCGAACAGCCAAACAAAAGCUCUGUAGCGAGGCUGAAAACGGAGAGCGAGAGUGGUUUCCUCUAGCCUUUCGAGACUCGCGCGCGAGACUCUUACGCCACUCUUACGCUACACUAAACCUAUUUUGAGAAAAGCCGACUGUUUUGCAGUCUGCUCCAAGUCAGACACUUAAAAUACCGGCCCCAACCUUGUCUGUCUUUGGCUGUGUUUACACCAGGUGCCUACUUUACACUUGGUGCCCCGGCUCGCUGCCUCAGUAGAGUAACCCCUGGGCACUCGUUUGAAUUCCGCGCGUAGUCGCUGGUCAUAAAUUCACACGCAUGGAUAAAAAAGGAUUAAGAACGAACGGAAUUUUCCCCGUAUAGGUCACCUGUGUGUUGUGAACAAGACUCAGAUAGAUGAAGGAAAUCAUAUUUUAACAGUAAGUUACAAGUAUGCAGUUGCAUAAUUAAGACACAAACAGCAUCGCUAAACAUAAAAACCCAGCAUGAUUUGAAAAGGGCACGACGGUGAUGCCAAUUGCUGCAAUUUUGUACGUCUGUAUUUUUUUUAUUUUUGUUUUGUUUUCAAGGCAUAAAACAACUCUUUUUUCCUGGAGACUUCGUUUCUACAUUGUUUUGUAAUUAUUUCAAAGUGACUGCCAAAUAUUUCAAAAAUCUGUGCCCACUUCUUUCUUAACAAAUGGAAAAUUGUGUCGACCCUUAAGAUUAGAUUAACACCCUUCACAAUCAGGUAUACUGCAGGUAUAUUGUGUAUUUGUAAACAUUUAAGACGGAAUCCACCAGGAAAUUGAGUAAUUUUAAUUCUCAGUGGACAAAAACCUUGUAGCAGAAUAAUUUAAAGAAUGUUCCUUUUUUUUUAUUUUUUAAGGCCUAAAUAUGUGAUUAGUCAUCUUUAAUGACACUAAACAAAAUUUCUCGUGGGAGUCCGAGAAAAUGAAUUUCAAAUUUCAUAAGAAUUGUGAAAACACAGGUAAAUCUCUGAAAAUUUCAUGUGAAAGAUGUAAUUUUGUGAGUUUGACAUUCAUUUUCUCGGGCUCCCAUGAGAAAUUUUGUUUGGUGUUAAAUUAAAUUAAAUUUUCUUUAGGUAUUGAAAACUGUAAAAAGGAAUGCAAUAUGUUUUAAAUUUUUCUGGUACAAGAUGUCUGUCCACUGAAAAUUGAAAUUACUCAAUUUCAUGGUGGAUUCCAUCUUAAUCCUUUAAGCCCCAAUGCCCACAUAUAAAUUCUCCAUACUGAUCUUCAUACAUUUCUUUAAAGAAUUAGUUGAGAGAGUUUAAUAGCAGAUCAAAGCAUUUUCUCUGUAGUGAUCAUUUUAUUAACUCUCAUAACCAUUCCUCUUGGAAACAUGGAUAUUGUUAGGAGAAAAUUGAUGUUGGUCACCAUUGAGAUUUAAAGGGUUAAUCUUUCUCGAGGUAAACUGAGGGGGCCAUGUAAUUACGUAACUACUUUUGGUGCUCAAAGCCAUUCCCACAAAUAAACACUUGUGACAUAUUUUCUUCCUGAAACUCAGCGAUUCUGAUGUUUUUCAGUAACAAACAAAUGUAUUCUGAUGCUCAACAUGCUAGAGUUAUUUUAAAUGUUUGUAAGGUCCUCAAGCGAGGUGUGUUGAAGAAUUGUAGUCGCCAAUUUGGAGACUGAUUUUCAGGGGGCUGUUCACCGUCGUGAAAAAUUUUCGCGAGUUUUUGUACCCUUCUGGUUUCUGAAUAUUUGUUUUUCUUGUUAUCGUUGUUUACUAGCGAGUUGUCGGUAUCAUAACUCUAGAGGAUGUGAUAGAACUGUUGAUUCAAGAAGAAAUUUGGGAUGAGGCAGAUAUCCUUAGACAUCGAUACGACUUGAAGAAGCAAAUAUCUUUUGCUAGAGCAAAAUUUAAACGAAUGAAAUCAGUCGACCCAGGUGAUGGAGGCGGACGUGGACCACUGAGUCCGGCCAUGCAUUCAGAGGUAAAGUUCUAAUUAUUUGGGACCGCUAGGACACCCCCCUCUCCCACUCCACCCUCAAGAAAAAGCCCUGGGAGCCCAAACCGAUAGUCGAAUUGCACGCAUUUUAAGCAUCAUACGCUUCUCCUAGCAUGCGGAGAACUUUUAGUGAUAACAUAGAACCGCGUUACGUAGAAAUUGUAUACAAUGAAUGUUCUGGGAAUAAGUGUAUGUAUUAGCCUGCGUGCAAGCUCCCCUAUUUGGGCAAGCGAAGCGAGCCUCGCGAGAACGCGCGAGCGAGGGGCCGAAAGGCCUCUUCCCCUCGCGGCUUCGCCGCUCGCGCGUUCUCGCGAGACUCGUUUCACUCGCCCAAAUAGGAGAGCCUGCUCGGAGGCUAUGUAUGUAUCUGAACUUGUUACCGAAACUGAGAGCCUCUGUGGUCGGGCCCUCUCAAGCGAUCACCUCUCCGAAAGCAACUGCUAAUUCUUGGCAUUCUGAGCGGUCGCUUGCAGAUGGUCCGGCUUAACAAAUAAUAAUAAUUUAUUAUUUAUAAGGUGCAAAAUAGCAUUUAAAUAUAUAAUCUAAUGCGCACAACAUGCGAUCAGGCGUUCUUAAACUGAUCGCAGGUUAGGUCCGGCUGUAUUUCACCCUGUCUAAACGGUAGAUAUUCUAGGGGGGAGGGGGGGACUAUGGGGUCGUAUGUUGGGAAAAGUGUGUUAUUGUAACCGUGUUAAUCUUUCUCAACAGGAGGUACCUGCAAGACUGCACGAGUCGAUAAAUGACACUGAGCCACUGCUGUCUCAGUCUUCAUAGAGGUUUUAAAUGUAUCCGCCCUUGUGCUCUGAGACAAAGUGGACCUCUUUGAUUGCUUAUGACUUUCUCUCUGUGGGUUGCAGUGAAUCUGGUACCCGAACAACUGGAGUAAUUAAUUCACUGAACACUCUCUUAAACGGGCGUUGCCUGACCAUUAUCACUUUCGAUCAUUAUCCUCAGUUACAGUAAAACCCCCAUAACUCGAAUUCUUGUUCUUUUAACUCUACUCGGAUGUUAUCCCAUUAGUUCUUCUUGUUGUAUAAGACUAAAAACACUAAAACUGACACUGGUCACUAUUAAAGGCAAUUUGAUUUUAAUUGGUGAAACGAACAGAUCACGUGUUAUCAUAAAAAUGCCUUAUCAUGUUACCGUUUUUGAUGAAAGAAGUAAAUUUGCACUUCACCAAUCACUAAAUUGCUGAGAAAUUAGUAACUAUCAAUUUUCAACAUGGCAAAUUGAAUUUGUCAGUUGACCUCAAUGACUCGAACCCUCGCUAACUCGAACUGUUUUUCGUUUCCCUUUCGAGUUGGAGUUACCAGGGUUCUACUGUAGUUCUUUCAGUAGUCACGUUAUAAUCACUAAUCUGUCAAUAAUUCGGUUGAUCGUCCGUUUGAAUUUAGCAGCGGGUCCAGAACUUCCUUAUUCUUAGGACCGAUUUUUCCAUGAAAGAGCCGAAUGUGAAUGAAAUUUGCUUUUAAAUGAUUUGUUUGCAGUUUAGGCGAGUCAAAUUUACCGUCCACGUUUCUCAGAUUGUAUUUUGCUGUGUGCUGAUGAGUAACUUAAAGUUCCUAACGAGUUUCUUACUUAAGUUCUUGUUAGGGCCUCUUCACAUGAGCCGGUUACCGGGAUGAAUUUCCCCUGGGGUUCAUAUGAGAAAUUUCAACCCGGUUUCCGGAAUGAAAAAAGGCCAAAGAUCCUGGGACGAGUUCUGGCGCCAAAAUCGACAAACAAAGCGAACAUGGCGAAACACAAAAAUUUUAACUUUCGCGCUUAUCAUAGCUUCGGCAACUCUUAAAGCUGUAUCACUGCAGUUAAAUGGGAUGCUUAUGAUAUGGAAAAUACAGCAGGUAAUGCAAGACGAUGCCAUGCGGGCCGCCAGAAUUCAUCCCGCCGUUCAUCCCGGUAACCGGGCUGAAGUGUUCAUAGGGCAAAAUUUCCCGCCCGCUUAACGAGAUCCCUGUUGGAAAAACCGAGACCUCGGGAACCGAGCCAGCCCGCCCUCUGAUAUAAUCACACCGAAAAUUAUAUAGAGGUAAGGCGAGAUCUCAGAAACUGGGCCUGCCCGGUCAACCGUGCUCAUCUUAAGAGGCCCUUAGGGGUUGAUUACAAGGCGGAUUUCAGCCCGGGAUGAAGUUCGCCACGUUAUUACCCCCUUAGACUGUUAAUAGCAGACCUUUCACUCUUUCUGUGCUCUAGUACGGCGUAGAUACGUGUAGGUAACAGGGGCUUUAUCCCUGAAAGUUCAGAUAACGUUUGGGGCCUUAAAUUGCGGUGCAGGUUGUUGCCCGCAUACAAACGCGACGAAUUUGUUUCUAAAUUUUGGGUAGGUGUAUCAAGAUUUUCGAGAAAAAAUAUCUGGGUUACAAUUAAAUCAGUUUAAUCAAUCAAUUGGAGCGGCGUAUGCCUAAGGAGCGCCGGUAUUUAGAGGUUAACUAGUUAAAAAUCGUAAGCUAAAUGACAGCCUUUGUCUUUUUGAUGAGCAAAAAACUCAGGAAUUUGUACAGAUAGUCAGCUGUAAAGUAUUACUUUCAUUGAAGACUAUGGGAAUACAGGAGUGUUUGAAAAUAGAAAUUAAAUACGUCUUAAAAUGUAUACAUAUUUGACAAUUAAUAUGUACAUUUCCGAGUAUUUACUCUUUGAAGGAACAUUACGUAGGAAAAUAUGGACAACUAUUGAUUUCAGAAGCUUUUUUCAAUCUGGAUAGUUCUUUUGCCGUCACGGUCCCCACACUGAAGAAUGUCUUAACUGUUACCAUACAAAAAUCUAAAUUAUAAUUAUUAUGAAUAUUAUUCAAUGAUUUUACAGA
Porites lobata is the source of this 15219-nucleotide messenger RNA. The record is from the annotation of a GenBank genome assembly. Lineage: Eukaryota; Metazoa; Cnidaria; Anthozoa; Scleractinia; Poritidae.